AUUAGAUGCACUAACACCAGUUAUCGUUACGGACACUGCAUACACACCAAGAACGGUGCAGAUCAGCGCGUAUAUUGAGUGCAAUCGGAUGACAAUAUGAGUUAUGCCAGUAGCGUUUGUUCCUUCGGUGGCUUUGCUUUGAGUGUUAUUGACGACAGCAGGAAUAAGAAGUUUUGUCCUGUUUAAACAUGAAGAUUGCUGUGCUUGGCGCGACGGGUCAAACUGGGCAGCAGCUGGUAAAUCAAGCUCUUCAGCAAGGACACACUGUCACAGCUAUCGUCAGAAACCCUGGAAAACUCACUGUAACACAUGAGUGCCUCAAGGUGGUUGAAGGAGACAUUUUCUCAGAAGAAAGCCUGAAACCGCACUUCAAAGGUCAGGAUGCUGUGAUGUCCUGUCUUGGCUUUCCUAUCUCGUUUUUUUAUGGAGUCACUGGCUAUACCCAGUCUAUGACGGCAGCAAUAAAUGCAAUGCGCGAUGCCAAAGUCAAUCGAAUCAUCACCAUGACAUCAUGGUACACUGACCCUAAUUCAGGCACCAAUUCUUCCUUUCUUAUCCGCUUCAUGUUGCUUCCGAUGAUCAGAAGUGUUCUAAACAACAUGUAUGAAAUGGAAAAUGUUCUUAAGCAAACUGAGGACAUCAACUGGACUGUUGUCCGGCCCCCUGGUCUCAAGAAUACACCAACUACAGCCAAUGAGUUCCUAACUCAUGAAGGUUAUUAUGUCCCGGAUGAAAAUGGUCUUCCAAUUGGCCAGUCUGUGUCAAGAGGAGAUGUGGCUCGUUUCAUGCUCUCUCUACUAAACAACAAUGCUUGGAUGAAGAAAACUGUCGCUAUCAUCACCAAAUGAAUUUGCACUACACUAUAUCAUUACAUUUAUAAUACUUCCCAAAGAGCUCCCAUUUAUUUAAAUGGGUAAAACCUGUGCAUUUUAUACUUAUUCAGCUGCUCUGGCUUUGUUUCACAAAUAACUGCAAAAAGUCAAGGUGUUUCAGACUAGCUAGUAAUAUCCUCUUUGUAAAAUUUUUACAUUUAGUAAAAAUGUGCCUUUUUUAUCACUUGCUUGCAGAAUGAAGUGUACAUAUUUAACAAAGAGGAAUAACAUUAUGCUGUAUUUUAUAAUGAUCAAAUAUAGCUAAUCAGAUGACCAAUAAAUAAAUAAAGUGAAUGGAGUCUGUAAACAGAAAAUAGAACGUUUGCUCUUGACUACACACAAGUUUACCACUGUUGAUUUGAGUUGUAAUUGGAAUUUUGAAUCUACAAAAUUACAGGCCAAAUAAAUUGUCUACAGAAUAUACAAUUUUUUGAAUAGGAUUUGAGUGAUUUUGUUAUAUAUUCAUAACCAAGAGAAGUUGACAGAAUUGCAAUUUGUGUAAUUCUGACUAAAUAACUAAUGGCAAUAAAUCUACUGAGGAGGACUUAUGUAGUUCCUCGUACUAGCCAGUAGAUGAUGACUUGUCUUAACAUUUUGAUGUACAUGUGGCUUAGUAAAGGCUCGUUCACCCAAAAAUUACAAUUCUCUAAUCAUUAACUAACCCUCAUGCCAUCCCAGAAGUGUAUGACUUUUUUUCUUCAGUAGAACACAAAUUAAGAUUUUAAGAAGAACAUCUCAGCUCUGUAGGUCCAUACAAUGCAAGUGAAUGGAGGCCAGGCCUUUAAAGCUCCAAACAGCAGAUAAAGUCACUAUAAAAGUAAUCCGUACAACUUCAUCCGGGACAUAAUAA
Molecule: messenger RNA, 1722 nt
Organism: Xyrauchen texanus (razorback sucker)
Lineage: Eukaryota; Metazoa; Chordata; Actinopteri; Cypriniformes; Catostomidae
Product: flavin reductase (NADPH)-like
Exons: 5
Coding region: 189-848 (219 amino acids)
Source: RefSeq, a predicted model, not a curated record